AUGUUCAAUCACAAGUUACCGACUGACUUUCCGAUGCAAACCCUUCGUAAGAAAACCAGCCCUUGCAAAUACAAGAACGAGCCGGGUCGCUUCCUCGGCGAGGGUGUCUCGUUUCGCGCCAAACUUAUCGGCGUUCUCGAGGUACCAGAGGCGCGCGGUGAUAGGAUGUGUCAGGAGGCACUUGCAGAUUUAAAGAUGGCGAUCAGAGCGGCGGGCGAGCACAAGCAGAGGAUACAGGUCCACGUAGCCAUCGACGGACUGCGACUGCGCGACGAUAAGACCGGCGAUUCCUUAUACCAUCACCCUGUCCACAAGAUAUCGUUCAUCGCGCAAGACAUGACGGACUCUCGUGCUUUCGGGUACAUCUUUGGAUCUCCAGAUACCGGUCAUCGAUUCUUCGGCAUCAAGACUGAUAAAGCAGCUAGUCAAGUAGUUAUAGCAAUGAGGGAUUUAUUCCAAGUAGUAUUUGAACUUAAGAAGAAGGAAGUGGAAAUGGCCAAACAGCAACUUGAAGGGAAAAACGUUACCAGUAGUCUGAUAAGACACACCACGAGCACAGUUACUGAUACUAAGUCUAAGCUAAUACCAAUUUCUGGUGAGACAAGUUCCUCUACGUCAAAACAAGAGAGUGGUGCGGAGGGUGGAGUUGCAGAACUAGUGGACUUGGAGCAAGAGUUGUGCUCACUUAGACGAGGUCUGACCCAAGUGGAGGGCCUAACGCCUUCGACUGAUCCCUUCGGAGACUCCUUUAUUGUCCCCACUCAGAAGGGUCUGCUCCCCCCUCCCCCGGGCGCAGCGCGAGGUCGAGUCGCGCCGCGGUCGCUCAGCCCCAGCAAACCAGUAUCAUUCGACCUGUCAGCGGUAGCAGGAGACUUCGAGCCUAAGCCGGCUACGCUGGUCGACGAGCCCGAGCCGCCGGUGGGCCGGGCGGCCGCGCCGGCGUACGACGUGUUCACGGAGCUAGACCCGCUCGGGACCGGUCGGAGUAGACCAUAUGUUGACAAAAAACUAUUCUUUCAGGAGCUCAAAAACCCACCCAAGAAAGUGCUCAAAGACCUCGUCCCGUCGAACCCCCCUCCCCCACCCGACCCCCCGGAGCGCGCCGACUACGGGCCCCCCACGGCGCUGAGCUCGCUGUCCCGCCAGUCGGGGGGCACGGUCGCGAUCGCGAGGGCGCCGCGCCCGCCGCCGGCCGCCGACUUUUUCUCGUCCGAUCCGUUCGCGGAGACCGACCCCUUCGACGACGCGGACCCCUUCGACUCGUUUCGCGAGGACCCGUUCGCGGGCGCGCUGGACUUCCCGAGGCCGAGCGAGAAGCCCGAGCUCAGUAAGGACCCCGUACUCGAGCAGCCGGACGCGGACCGCCCCGCGUUCGGCGGGCCGCUGCAGGUGUCGCUGCCGCCCGAGCCGACGCCGCGCUCCCCGCGCCUACCCCGGCAGAGCUCGAGCUCAGUCCGGCAGCGGCCGGCGGCGCGCGCGGUCGUGUGCGGGGGCGCGUCCCCGCCGCCGCCGCUGCCGCCCAAGAAGCCGGCGGACGUGAGCCCCGCGCCGCCGCGCCCGCCCCACGCCGACGACGACACGCCGCCGCUGCCCAAGCCCGCGCGCAAGAGGGAGCCGCUGACAUGUCUCGAACCCCAGACGGACCGCAGUACCAAGCCGCGUCAGUCGUCCCUGGCCACCAACAGCAGCGAGGACGAGUACCUGACCCCCGCCCCCCCUCCUCUACCCGCCGCGCGCCGCUUCGAUAUCACGCUCACUCAGCUACUUACCCUCACUAUGGAUGAUCUCGCUGCCAGACUUCGUGUACCAGCUGCAACAUUGUCUUCAAUGACUCUACCUCAACUAACAGAAUACCUUAGAUCCUAUGUGGCGACAGAAAAUGAUAAAGCGCACAUACAUGCGGAUCCAGUCAUUAAGCCUGAAAAGGACAAAAUAGCUUCGAUUAUACCCGAAAUAUCGGCAGCUACUGUAAAACUCGACAUUCCUCUAUCUUUGGCACCUACGAGUACAGAUUUUAAGCCUCAGUUCGAAGAUAAUUUUGCUCCAACCGAGACUUCCGAAUCUUUCGUGGCUGAUUUCGACGACUUUGAGAAAAAAGCUAAUCCUACCUAUGAUAAAUAUGCUGCAUUUAGAGAAAUACAAGAACAAGAAUUAAAAUCUAAAUCAAUAUUAGAUCCAAUCGCGACUGAAAUAAAACAAAACAAUGAUAAAGAAAUGGCGUCGAUAGAGAAUAUAAUAAAAACUGAAGAACGAAAAAUUGAGGACCGUAAAGAAUUAGACAAGAGCCCUUUAAAGAGCUUAGACGAAUUAACGAUAGACUCUUUUAAUAUGUUCCGAAAUUCGGUAAGUCCGAAGCCCAUCGACGCUAAAAUCGAAGAUAUAAAGACUGUUAUGAAGAAUUUGCAGAUAGAAAAGGCUAGGCGUAGCGUGUCACCGCGGGACAAUGGUAUAACGGAAACAAAAAUUGACGAUGACAAUGAUAGAUACGCAGCUCUACGUGAUAUAACUAUAAUCGAGCCUCAAGACGAGUUCGAGUCUAUACCGCCGGAAGCUCCUAAGGAACGGAAGAAAUCUGACGAAAAAUCCGAUGGCUUCGAUAAUUCAGAUUUUUUCGACUGUAUCGACAACAGCUCCCUAUCUUUCAAUGUCGAGGAUGCAUUCAGAAAGAGUCCAGGAGUGAAAGAGAAGGAAGUGGAAAAAAAAGUUGAAGAAAAGAAAGAGACGCCGAUAGCAGCGUUACCAGUGAUGGACAUACCACCACCUACCAGGCUUUCCACCGGCUCCAACAGUGACGUCCCUAGCGGGUCUUCUCCGGACACCAAAGGUUCAAUUUUUUAUUUUUUGUUGGUAUACUUGUCUCUUGCAAUAUUAUCAGAAUUCAGUCGACGAAAACGUGGUAGUCGACACUGGACAUUAGGAUACUACAGAGCGCCGCCCGCCCCCGCAGCCCGCGCAGCCCCGGGCCCGAGGGCGGGCGGGCGCGCCGCCGCCGCCCGCCCCGAACGCCCGCCGCGCCCGCCCGUACGCGCCCCGCUCUACCCUUCCGGCUUCCGUUCUCGCCCAGGUCGCGGCCCGCCCGAUGAACUCGAUAAAAAUUUAAGGUUAAGUUAUUUUCAAAAAUAUAGAUUCGCUUACAUGAGAAUAUUAAAUGUAAAUAUACAAAUAGUAGUGACAUUGUUUUUCAUGGUUUAUUCAAAGUAUGCUACUUAUGAAAAACGUAAUAAAUCUAUAUUACCAAUCGAUAUACUUAUAUAUAAAGUGAACAUGUCCCCUGCAGUACAAACGUCAUCGUCAUCCCGAGACGUGUCCCCGUGGGACGAGGAGCCCCCACGAGCUCAUCCGCCACGCCGUGAACGGGAAUCGCGACAUAACUCAUCCGGCUCCAGGGAAUGCUUAGACUCCGAAAGUGGGAGAGAAAAGGAGAAAAUAAGAGAUAAACGUGGCAGUAGAGACAGAGACUUAAAUAGAGAUGGAAGAGAAUCGGCUAGAGAUAGAAGAGAUUCCGGGAGUGGGAGAGAUAGGCGUGACGUCAGUAAAGAGAGAGACCACAGGGACCACAGAGAGAGAGACAGAAGAGAUAGAAGAAGUAGAGACAGAGAGAAGGACACGUGGAGUAGGGAGAAGAAUUACAGUAGAGAAAGAGAUUUCAGGGACUCGCGGAGUAGAGAGAGAUCGAAGGAUUAUAGAGAUAUAGAUCGGCAUCGAAAACCUAGACAUUCGUAUGAUGAAGAAGAUUAUAGCGACGGUUGCUGCUCUGGCAGGUCUUCCCCGAGAGACCGGUGGCCCGACCAGCGGUGGAGGAGAGACGAGAGAAACUAUGGUUCUCUGGGGUGGCGGGAAACGAGACGUAGGAACGAAUUAAGACAAACUGACGAUCUAAGUGAAAGGAGAUAUGGAACUACACUAGGCUGGUCUGGACGUCGCUCCACAAUUCUUACUUCUAGGAGAGAUGCAGAUCGAGACCUUCGGGACGCUAGGGACUCCGGGCGGGACUCGAGAGACACGCGGGACUCCGGCCGAGAUUCGGGACGGGAUUCAAGAGACCCACGAGACUCUGGUAGAGAUUCACGGGAUACGAGGGAUUCCGGCCGGGAUUCGGGAAGAGACUCUCGGGAUCCACGGGAUUCAGGUCGCGAAUCGGGUCGGGAUUCGGUCCGAGAUUCACGCGAUCCGAGGAGGCGGAGGAGGGAGGAGCCCCGGACCAGACCACGGGAUUACCGAUUCUCUAACGAUUUCUCGCCUCGGGAGAGGGAUCGUACGUCUCCAUUCGAUAACGAUUUCCAAGACAUGCCGACGCCAAGUACUAAGAAACGUGCUCCGUACUCUUGUCUAGAAGGAACAAGGGCGGGCGAGGCGGAGGAGUCCACGGCGUCGCCGCAGUCCGGCAGCUCGGCGCGCGCGCGCGACGGCGACUCGCCCGCCGCGCGCUUCCGCUUCGACUCCGACUCCGUGUCGCCGCGCUCGCUGUUCGAGGACGACUUCGCCGCGCCCGCGCCCGCCAUCGCCGAGGAGGAGGAGGGCGAGCUGCCGCCGCUGCGCGCGCGCCAAGCCGCGCCCCGCGACCUGCGCAAGUCCGACUCCGUCAACAUCUUCACGCGCGACUGCGACCCCUUCGAGGGCGACGCCUUCUUCGCCUGCACGGGCUCGGACCGCGUGGCGCGCAGGGAGAACUGGCCCGGAGACUUCCAGGGGUUCGACAACGUGUAA
This is a messenger RNA of Melitaea cinxia (Glanville fritillary), 4707 nucleotides long. RefSeq lists its product as uncharacterized. The coding region runs from base 1 to 4707 and encodes 1568 amino acids. The record is from RefSeq and is a predicted model, not a curated record. The transcript is spliced from 19 exons. NCBI's taxonomy places the organism in Eukaryota, Metazoa, Arthropoda, Insecta, Lepidoptera, Nymphalidae.